This is a messenger RNA of Drosophila navojoa, 1515 nucleotides long. RefSeq lists its product as uncharacterized. The record is from RefSeq and is a predicted model, not a curated record. Gene Ontology annotation, cellular component: sarcolemma; dystrophin-associated glycoprotein complex. NCBI's taxonomy places the organism in Eukaryota, Metazoa, Arthropoda, Insecta, Diptera, Drosophilidae.
GCAAUUGGCCUAAAAGAUGUUUAACAACAUUUCAGCAAUAUUUCUCUAACGAUUCAUGCUGAGGAUACGCUAUGCGUCUGGAGGCUCUAGCAUUAUUGAAACAACGCCCACAGCUCAAGAAAGCGCACAACAAUGCAAUCACAAGCCGUACGUCCAAUAAGCACCUAUGACAACCUGACAACGACAACAGCGAGCACAGCCAAACCGAAGAUGAAACAACAACAACAACAACAGCAGCAGCCGCAGCAUCCACAGUUGCAAGAUAGCCCCAGCAUUGCCGUGAACGGCAACAGGAAGGCAUGGCCGGCCAAUGGCCAGGAGCAGGCCUCAGAGCUGAAUGAGACCAGCCACAGCAUAGCCGCAGUCAAAGCCGCUUUGAGCGACGCCAAGUCCAAGUUCUUUGGCAUCCACAGCUGUGACGCGGCAGCGACUGCGCCAGUGUCGCCAGCCGGUGCGCGUGACUCAGCAGCCGCAGCGAUGCCGUCGGUGGUUAUCAAGCCGGAGCCCAAAUACCAAAAUGUGCCACAGCCCACGCGAAUUCCCGCUCAGCCGGAAGCCAGCAGCUCGCCCACGGUCGUCUCGCAGCGCUUCGGUGCCACAUACGAGCAAAUUCCGCUGAGCGAUCUGGAUGCGCUGCAGCCAACGCAGGCCGUCUACAUGAGCACCACGGUACCCCAGAACAUGAAGGGCAUGAAGAUCGCCGGACGACACACCCCGACGCGGAACAGUCUCAGGCACAGUCGGAUGAUUGUGGUCAACAAGAACCACGACAGCAUCCAGGAGACGUAUACUUCACACAUUCGCAACUCGAACUUCUCACGCCAACUGCUGAUCCUGCAACUGGCAGUGGGCCUCCUGAUCGUGGGCCUGGCCAUCUCGAUACUGGUUUGGACACCGAGCGCGUCCAUAUUGAUAAAUCCGUACCUAAGUGGCCUUUCACUUUUACUUGCCAGUAUUGCGGGUCUAAUACUGCUCGGGAGGGAUCGCGAGUCCGACUACAAGAGGUCGCACAACAGCUGCUACAAAGUGCUGCUGGUGGAGUCCUACGUGUUUUCCGCCCUGGCCCUGAUCUUCUGCUGCCUGGCGCUGGUCUGUGCAGCCAUCGAGUUCGCCGAGCUGCAGACCACGUCCACGCUGACCGAUGGCAACUGUGGCCCGGCGACCAGCUCCCUGCUCAACUACAGCAACUGCACCUGCCUGACGGAGGAGCAGCAAGCGACGACCACUGCGGCACUAUCAGACGCUGACUCUGAUGAUAUCGACAUUGGCGAGACUUGCGAGACCAUUCGUGGCAAGUGGAAAUACUUUCUUGGCUUCUCGAUGGCUCUCAACGCCCUGGGCAUCUUCGCCACGUUCUUAUACAUUACGAUAUUUAUUUGCUGCUACCAUAGCAGCCGAAAACAUUUCAAUAUCUCCGUCUAAGCAACUUUGUACCUACUACGGAUAGCACUAAUUUGUAAUACAAGUCUAAUUGUAACUAUCACUAAAUCCAAUUAAAGUUAACAUUAACAUUAA